Messenger RNA from Neopelma chrysocephalum (saffron-crested tyrant-manakin), 14265 nucleotides. RefSeq names its product vacuolar protein sorting 13 homolog C (gene VPS13C). Bases 43 to 10926 code for a protein of 3627 amino acids. Gene Ontology annotation, cellular component: extrinsic component of membrane. The record is from RefSeq and is a predicted model, not a curated record. The transcript is spliced from 82 exons. Gene Ontology annotation, biological process: protein retention in Golgi apparatus; protein targeting to vacuole; mitochondrion organization. NCBI's taxonomy places the organism in Eukaryota, Metazoa, Chordata, Aves, Passeriformes, Pipridae.
GCGCUCCGCUCACCUCCCGCCGGCUGAGGGGCCGCCUCCGCCAUGGUGCUGGAGUCGGUGGUGGCGGAUUUGCUGAACCGCUUCCUGGGCGACUAUGUGGAGAACCUGAACAAGUCCCAGCUCAAGCUGGGCAUAUGGGGCGGUAAUGUGGCACUUGACAAUUUACAGAUCAAGGAGAAUGCAUUAAGUGAACUGGAUGUACCUUUUAGAAUAAAAGUUGGUCAGAUAGAUAAACUUACUCUGAAGAUUCCUUGGAAGAAUCUCUAUGGAGAGGCAGUUGUUGCAACUCUAGAAGGCUUGUAUCUUCUGAUAGUUCCUGGAGCAAGUGUCAAAUAUGAUGCAGAGAAGGAAGAAAAAUACUUACAGGAUAAUAAACAAAAGGAACUGGCACGAAUUGAAGAAGCCUUGCAGAAAGCAGCAGAAAAAGGCACUCACUCCCAAGAUUCCCUGUAUGGGUUGGAGAGUCUGGUUUACAAGGACACCAAGCCUGGACGUAAGCGUAAAAAGUACAAAAAGCAUUUUAAGAGACCCUUUAAAGGUCAUGACCACUCAAAAGACAAACCAAAGGAGGAGAAGAAGGAUACUUUCUUAGAAAAGCUUGCAACUCAAGUUAUAAAAAAUGUCCAAGUCAAAAUCACGGGCAUUCACGUUAAAUAUGAAGAUGAUAUCACAGACCCGCAGUGUCCGAUUUCCCUGGGGAUGACGUUGGGCGAGCUCAGUUUGCUGACAACAAAUGAGAACUGGAAACCUUCUAUUCUGAAUGAGGCUGCAAAAAUAAUAUACAAGCUGCUGUGCCUGGACAGCCUCAGUGCCUAUUGGAACGUCCACAGCACAAUGUACUACCAUGGCUCCCGGGAACAGAUCCUGGAUCAGCUGAAAAGAGGAAUUCCAUGUGGUGGUAACCAGCCAGAAGAUUACCAGUACAUUUUUAGACCAGUGUCAGCCUCUGCAAGACUGUAUAUCAACCCAUAUGCAGAAGUAGAACUGAAAACUCCCAAGAUUGAUUGUAAUGUGGAAGUACAGAGAAUUGUCAUUGAAUUCACUAAGCCACAGUACCUGAGCAUGAUCGACCUGCUGGAGUCCAUCGACUACAUGGUUCGCAACGCCCCGUACAGGAGGUUCAGGCCCAGUGUCCCUCUCCAUAAACACGCUGGGCAAUGGUGGAAGUACGCAGGUGACAGUGUUCUUGAAGUUCACAUCAGAAGACACACUCGGAUGUGGUCGUGGAGUAACAUCAAACAACACAGGCAGCUUCUGAAGAGUUACAAAAACACGUACAAGAACAAGCUGACACAGAGUAAACUGUCAGAAGAAACUCAGAGACAAAUUCAGGACCUAGAAAGACAGCUCGAUGUCUUCAAUAUAAUCUUAGCAAGGCAACAAGCACAAGUUGAGACAAUAAGAUCAGGACAAAAAUUACUGAAGAAGAAAAGCACUGAAGUAGAAAAGAAAAGUGGAGGAUGGUUUGGUGGUUUCUGGGGUAGAAGAGAAUCUAGGAAAAAAGAAGAUGAAGAAUCCCCUGUUCCUGAAACUAUUGAUGAACUAAUGACCCCAGAGGAGAAAGCCAAGCUUUUCACUGCUAUUGGAUACAGUGACAGCUCCCACAACCUUUCCUUACCAAAGCAGUAUGUUGCCCAUGUUGUGACACUGAAGCUGUUAAGCACUUCUCUUACAAUCAAAGAAGACAAGAAUGUGGCAGAAACUCUUAAAGUGCAGAUAAUUGAUCUGAGCACCAAAAUAUCCCAGCGCCCAGGAGCACAGGCCAUCAAGGUUGAAGCAAAGCUUGAAAACUGGUAUGUUACAGGCCUGAGACAGGACAACAUUGUGCCAUCUCUUGUGGCCUCCAUAGGGGACAGCAAGUCUUCUCUGCUUAAGAUCGAGUUUAACACUAACCCAGAGGACAGUCCAGCUGACCAGAGCCUUUCCAUUGAAUCCCAGCCUGUGGAAGUCAAAUAUGAUGCAAGAACAAUAAAUGCAAUGGUAGAAUUCUUCCAGACAAGUAAGGGAAUGGACCUUGAAAGAUUAACGACAGCCACGUUAAUGAAGCUGGAAGAAAUCAAAGAAAGAACUGCUACAGGGUUAGUUCAUAUCAUUGAAAUGCGAAAAGUCCUUGACUUGAAGAUUAACCUGAAACCUUCCUACCUUGUGGUUCCCCAGACGGGUUUCUACCAGGAAAAUUCAGAUUUGCUCAUUUUGGACUUUGGUACAUUUCAGCUGAACAGCAUAAAUCAAGGCAGCAGUGAAACUUCCAGCUUUUCGUCUCUGGAGGAGAUUAUGGACAAAGCUUAUGACAAGUUUGAUGUGGAAAUAAAAAAUGUGCAGCUUCUUUUUGGAAGAACAGGUGAAGACUGGAAGAAGGCUCGUUUUAAACAUCCAUCAACGUUGCACAUUUUGCAGCCUAUGGAUAUUCAUGUACAGCUGGCAAAAUCCAUGGUGGAAAGAGAUACCAGGAUGCCAAAGUUUAAAGUGUCGGGAGGCCUUCCUUUGGUGCAUGUCAGACUGUCUGACCAGAAGAUCAAGGCAAUUUUUGAUCUGAUUGACAGCAUUCCCUUGCCUCAGAAGUCAUCUGUGUCAGCUCCAAGCACAAAGGUACCAGCUAUUCCCACAAUUCCUGUUGUCAGUAAAGGGUUACUUAGGACACCCCAGUUGUUGGCAGAGAUGGUGUCAGACUCUGAAGAAGAGUAUUUUGAUUUUGAGGAAAGCUCUGAACCAACUGAUAAAUCACUAAUUAAAGGAGAAGAAAUAAGAAGUGAGGAGCCUGCUCAGGAGGAACUGACAGACCUUCAGCUGAAGUUUGAAAUUAAAGAGGUUUUAGUAGAACUCACCAAGCAAAAGAAAACCGAGGAAACAGUGCUUGUGUUUGAUGUAAUGCAUCUGGGGACAGAAGCUACUGUCAGAACCUAUAAUUUAGCAGCUGUGUCUUAUUUAAAGAAAAUAAGCUUGGAUUACUAUGAAAUAGGAGGUAAAAAAACACCUAUUCAUCUCAUUAGUUCCUCAGAUAAACCUGGCUUGGACCUUCUGAAGGUGGAAUAUAUCAAGGCUGACAGAAACGGGCCACAGUUUCAGACAGCUUUUGACAACACUGAACAGAUGAUUCAAGUAACCUUUUCAUCCUUGAACCUCCUGUUGCACACAGAGGCCCUUCUGUCUGCUCUCAGUUUUCUGACAGCUGUCAGUCCCUCGGGCAGCGAGAGCAGGGGAGACACACCUCUGAAAGCAAAGCAAGAGGAUGACACUAGACUGAAAAAAGUGGCUAGACCUUCCAAGGAUAAGGAUGUGUUUGACUUCAAGGUCUUUGCCAAGCUGGAUGCCUUCUGUUUAAAUAUUUGUGAUGAGAAAAAGAACAUUGCAGAGAUCAAGAUACAAGGUCUUGACUCAUCUCUUUGCCUUCAGCCAAGUCACACUGUAUUCUUUGCCAGACUUAAAGACAUAGUUGUCACAGAUGUUGAUUCAAGGACCCUUCAUAAAAAAGCCGUGUCUAUAGUAGGAGAUGAAGUUUUCAGCUUCAAUCUGACAUUAAAUCCACAUGCCACUGAGGGAGAAGCCUACACUGACAUGUCAAAAGUGGAUGGUUCUGUAUCUCUCAGAGUGGGCUGUAUUCAGAUAGUGUUCCUUCACAAAUUCCUCAUGGCUCUUCUGACCUUCUUGAACAACUUCCAGACAGCCAAGGAGGCUCUGAGUGCUGCCACAGCCCAGGCUGCAGAAAAGGCUGCCACCAGUGUGAAGGACCUGGCUCAGAGGAGUUUUCGCCUGGCCAUGGACAUUCACCUGAAAGCACCAGUUAUUGUCAUCCCCCAGUCCUCAGUGUCCCCCAAGGCCAUCGUGAUAGACCUGGGCUUGAUCAGGGUGCAGAACCAGUUCAGCCUGGUGGCUCCAGAAGGCAGUUCCUUGCCUCCAGUCAUUGACAAAAUGGAUGUGCAGCUGACAAAGCUGAAGCUGUCCAGGACCACUGUGGAGACAGAUUUGUCACAUCCAGAUAUUCAGAUACUUCACCCUAUUAAUUUAAGCCUGUCAGUGAAAAGAAAUCUCUCUGCAGCUUGGUUUCACCAACUGCCUGUGCUGGAGAUCACGGGGUAUCUGGACACAAUGAAUGUUGUGUUAAGUCAAGAGGAUUUGAAUGUCUUUCUCAGAGUGUUGACAGAAAACCUUGGUGAAGCAGAAGAAAAACAAACUGAUGCAAAAUCAGUCCUGCAAAAGGAAGGUAAAACCAAAGAAAUGGAGAGAUCAGUUUUGGUACAGGGUAAGAGUGGUCCAGAAGGAAUGCUGUCUGAAAAGAGAAAAGAGCCACUGAAUGAAGAUGUAAUCAAUGUGCUGCUUAAUUUUGAAAUCAAAGAGGUUGUAAUAACCUUGAUGAAGCAGGUUCAGAAGGAGAGAUACCCAUUACAUAUUCUGACUGUGCUACAGCUUGGAACUGAAACCAAAGUCAGAAAUCAUGAGUUGACUGCAGCAGCAUAUCUGAAAAAAAUAGUCAUGAGAUGCACUGAAAUAAAGGACUCAAAAGGAGAUCCUCUUUGCAUUAUUAAUUCUUCAAGUGAGACAGAUGAACAUCUUCUGAAAAUGGAAUACAUUAAGGCUGAUCCUGAUGGGCCAGACUUUGUUACAACUUACAAAAGCACCAAGCAAAACAUCAAUGUCAUCUUUUCAUCUUUGGAUAUAGUACUGCACACAGAGGCUUUGCUUUCCAUCUUGAGUUUUCUCACCUUCAGUGUUCCAUCAGGUGGUCUUCCCAGUGCUGAGAAAUCAUCAGACCACAAGCCUCAAACAAAAGAAGAGGAAAAAGGAAGUGCUCUGAGACCAGUGUGUGGUGAUGCAGCCCACGAUGAUAUCUGUGAAUUAAAACUCACUGCAAAGCUCAAUGCAUUUGGUAUCACAGUGUGUGAUCAGACCUGUAGGAUUGCAGACAUCAGAAUACAAGGAAUGGAUGCAUCUGUAGCAAUGAAGCCUAAAAAGAUUAAAGUGUUCUCCAGGCUUGAGGACAUUGUAAUUACAAAUGUUGAUCCAAAAACAGUCCAUAAAAAGGCUGUGUCCAUCAUGGGAGAUGAAGUGUUCAGGUUUCACGUGUCCCUUUACCCAGACGCCACGGCAGGGGAAGCCUACACUGACAUGUCAAGGGUGGAUGGCAAAAUGUCUCUGAAAGUGGGCUGCAUCCAGAUAAUUUACCUCCACAAGUUCUUCAUGUCUCUCUUGAACUUCCUCAACAACUUCCAAACAGCCCAGGAAGCCCUGACUGCAGUCACUGCCCAGGCAGCAGAAAUGGCAGCUUCCAGCAUGAAGGACUUUGCCAGGAAGAGCUUCCGCCUCUCCAUGGAUGUCAACCUGAAAGCUCCAGUUAUAGUUAUUCCUGAAUCCCCAGCCUCAUAUAACGCUUUGGUGGCUGAUCUUGGCUUAAUCAGAGUUCAGAAUGAAUUCAAGCUGGUGUCUUCAGAUGAGUCUCCUCUUCCUCCAGUCAUUGACAGCAUGGAUGUGCAGCUGACCCAUUUGAAACUAUCGAGGUGUGUCAUAUCCACAGAUUCUCAACCAGACUCUGAAAUUUUGUGUCCUGUGAGUUUGACUUUGCUGGUCCAGAGAAAUUUAGCAGCAACAUGGUAUCAUAAAUGCCCAACAAUUGGUAUCAAAGGAGACCUGAAACCAAUGCAGAUUGCACUCAGUGAAGAUGAUCUGACUGUUAUCAUGAAAAUUUUACUUGAAAACCUUGGGGGAGCUUCUUCCCAACCAACUGCUGUGCAAGAGAAUGUUGAGUUCACACAGAUACCUAAAAAAGGGAAAGUUCCACAUGAAUCUGGUCCUCUUCUUGCUUCUGAACAAAAGAGUGUUUGUACAGCUCAGUCUUCUGUGGAAUGUUAUACAGCACUUAAAUUUGACUUCAAUUUUGAGUCCCUUUCCGUAAUUCUCUACAACAGUGAUAAGAAUCAGAGCUCUCUGCUCCCUGUGCACAGUGACAAACUGCGCCUCGGGGAACUGCGCCUGCACCUCAUGGCAUCCUCUGGGGACAUGUUCUCAGAUGGCUCCAUGGACAUUAAAGUUGAACUCAAGGCCUGUACCUUGGAUGAUCUCCGAGAAGGAAUUCAGAAUGUGACUGCGAGAAUGAUAGACAAGAAAGAUGACACACAUGACAGUUCUAUGAUAGAUAUAAGGUAUAAGCAGGAUAAAAAUGGAACUGAUGUUGUUGCAGUCCUUGACAAGCUGUACAUAUGUGCCAGUAUGGAGUUUUUGUUGACAGUAGCAGAUUUUUUCAUUAACUCGAUGCCAGCAUCCUCAGCUGAAAGAUCUGCACAGUUCCAAUUAAAGCAAGUUGCUUCUGGGAAAUCCAAGCCAGAAACAGAAAUACCUGUACGGCCAAAUAUGACAGUAAAAGCUGUGAUUCUGGACCCAGAAGUUGUAUUUGUUGCUAAUUUGACCAAUGCUGAUGCUCCUGCCUUAAAAGUUUCUUUCCAAUGUGACUUUUCUCUGACAUCUGGAAGGGAUGCACAGAGGAUGACUGCUCAAGUGAAUGGCUUCAAAGUGUUGGCCUGUGCCUUUCUCAAAGAAAAACAAGACAAGAAUGUUACUACUGUGUUACGACCAUGUUCCUUGGUCAUGGAAAAUAUGAUGCAUGCCUCAGGAUUACAGACUGUGGCAGUAACAAUAGAAGAACUUACUAUUAAGAUCUCACCCAUCAUUUUGAAUACUGUCAUUACCAUUAUGGCUGCCAUAAAACCCAAGGCAACAGAGGAGGAUGCCAGAGGAGCAGCUGAAGUUUCUGAGAAUCUGUGGCAAGUGAAGCCCAUAGAUGAGUGCAAUGCUUGGUUCCUCGGGGUUGAUGUAGCCACAGAAGCAACAGAAACUUAUGAAGACCGUGAACAAGUUCUGAAACAGGAGAAGUUUGACAUUGUGGUGAAAUCAGUUCAGAUGACCUUGGAGUGUGGUCUGGGCCAUCGGACUGUCCCUUUAUUGUUGGUGGAAUCUGCAUUUUCAGGUGUCCUUAAAAACUGGUCCUCGCUGAUGGAGGUCACUGCUGACACGUCGCUGGAGAUUCAUUAUUACAAUGAAACCUAUGCAGUGUGGGAGCCACUUAUUGAACGAAUUGAAGGAGGAAAGAAGCAAUGGAAUUUAAAACUGGAGAUGAAGACUAACCCCGUCCAAGAGAGAAGUCUGAUGCCUGGGGAUGAUUUCAUUGUGCUUCCUGAGCCACAAACUGCCAUUAACAUCUCCUCCAAGGAUACAAUGAACAUCACAAUAUCCAAGUGUUGUCUGGCUGUUUUCAGUAACCUGGCCAAGGCAUUUUCAGAGGCAACUGCAUCCACGUUUGACUAUUCCUUUAAGGAGACAGCCCCUUUCAUAGUGAAAAAUGCCCUGGGUGUUUCUCUCAAAGUGCUUCCCAGCUCCAAUUUUCGGAUAGUUGGUUCCACUGGAAAAGAAAACCUGAAUGCUAUAGAAAUUGGGCAGAGCAUGGAACUGGAAUACUCUGCCUUUGAAGCUCCCCAGCGAGGGAGGUUGUCUGCGUUGUACCGCCAGGAGAGCUCUGUCUUUUCCUUGAAUUUAGAACUGCAGGGAUAUAAAGAAGCACUGAGCAUUCCCAUAGCCAAGCCAGGCCGACGCCUGUACAACGUCAGGAACCUCGCUGGGCACUCAGACUCCAUCAUUGUCCAGAUUGAUGCCACAGAGGGGAACAAGGUCAUCACUGUACGGUCCCCUCUGCAGAUCAAGAACCAUUUCUCCAUCCCAUUUAUGAUCUAUAAUCUGGCUAAAGGCUCCAGGGUGCUGGAGGCAAUUGGCACAUCCAGGCCUGAGGAAGAAUUCCAUGUUCCUUUGCAUUCAUACAGGUGUCAGCUGUAUGUCCGGCCCACGGGGGUGUUCGAGGGGCAGUUCAGAGAGUCCACCACUUACAUUGCCUGGAGGGAGGAGCUGCACAGGAGCACUGAAGUGAAGUGCUUGUUACAGUGCCCAGCCAUGGAGACCAAUUUCCUGCCCCUGAUCAUCAGCUCAACAGCUGUACCUGAUGAACUCAGUUUUAUUUCACCCUAUGAAGAGGAGUGGGAUCCAGCCUACAUUAUCCACCUGUACCCCACACUCACUGUGAGGAAUCUUCUGCCAUACUCCUUGAGAUAUUUACUGGAGGGAACAGCAGAAGCCCGGGAAUUAACUGAAGGGAGCGCCGCAGAUGUUUUCCAUUCGAGAAUUAAUGGAGAAAUAAUGGAACUCGUGCUGUUAAAAUAUCAAGGCAAAGACUGGAAUGGGCAUCUUAAAAUCCACGAUGGGAUGCCUGAGUUUUUCCCCGUGUGCUUCACCUCCCACUCUGCAGCAUCCAUGACAGUGGAUGUGCACAUCCACACCAGGAGGGUCGGGAGCCGCCUGGUCCUGUCCGUGUUCAGUCCCUACUGGAUCAUCAACAAGACUUCCCGUGUGCUCCAGUACCGAGCUGAAGACACUCAUGUGAAGCACCCAGCAGACUACAGAGACAUUGUUUUGUUCUCAUUUAAAAAGAAAAACAUUUUUAGUAAAAAUAAGAUCCAGCUCUGUAUUUCAACCAGCACUUGGUCCAGCAGCUUUUCCCUUGAUACUGUAGGAAGCUAUGGAUGCGUGAGGUGUUCAGCCAAUAACAUGGACUACCUGGUUGGAGUCAGCAUCAAAAUGAGCAGUUUUAACCUGACCAGGAUAGUUACCUUUACUCCAUUCUACACCAUAGCAAACAAAUCUUCUUUGGAACUUGAAGUUGGAGAAAUUGGUCCUAAUGGCUCUCUUCCAACUAAUAAAUGGAAUUAUAUCUCAGCUUCAGAGUGUCUUCCAUUCUGGCCUGAAAACUCAUCUGGUGAACUUUGUGUCAGAGUAGUUGGCUAUGACAGCCCAUCCAAACCAUUCCUGUUUAAUGCCCAGGAUAAUGGGACUCUGCUGAGACUGGAAGAAUUGAAUGGGGGCUUACUGGUGGAUGUGAAUGUUUCUGAGCACUCUACUCUCAUAAGCUUCUCUGAUUACCAUGAGGGAGCUGCCCCAGCCCUGAUUGUGAACCACACCCCGUGGGACUCCCUCAGAUACAGACAGAGUGGAUUACAAGAGGAAAUGGAGUUGAAACCAAGGCAGGUGUGCCUGUUUGCCUGGACAGAUCCAACCAAACCAAGAAAAUUGACUUGGGGCUACUGCCAAAAUUUUGGUGAACACGACCUACUUAAGGAUGACUGUGGGCAGUUCCCUUUCAAUGCCAACACUCAGAUCCACUGGGUGUCUUUCCUGGAUGGGCGUCAGCGGGUGCUGCUCUUCACAGAUGAUGUUGCUUUGGUUUCUAAAGCACGACAAGCAGAGGAGCUGGAGCAACCUGACCAAGAAAUAAACCUGUCAAUCCAUGGCCUUGGACUUUCUCUAGUUAACAAUGAAAAUAAAAAAGAAAUCUCUUACAUAGGAAUAACUAGUUCUGGUGUUGUUUGGGAAAGGAAACCAAGGCACAAGUGGAAACCAUUUAAUCAAAAGCAAAUAAACCUGUUGGAACAAGCCUAUCAGAAAUAUCUCUCAAAAACAGCUUUCCAAGGUCCUGGUUGGCAUAAACUGGACAGCAACACUGAGGUGAACUUCAGUAAGUUUCCCAUGGAAAUGCGUCUCCCAGUCAGGUGCAGCAUCCGCCGGAACUUCCUGUCGGGAAUUCAGGUGGAAUUCAAACAGUCCCCUCACCAGAGGAGCUUACGGGCUCAGCUCUACUGGCUGCAGGUUGAUAAUCAAUUACCAGGAUCCAUGUUUCCUGUUGUGUUCCACCCCGUACUCCCUCCCAAGUCAAUUGCUUUGGAUUCAGAACCAAAACCCUUCAUUGACAUCAGCGUCAUCACUAGAUUCAACGAAUACAGCAAAGUGCUGCAAUUCAAGUACUUCAUGGUUCUUAUCCAGGAAAUGGCUCUGAAAAUUGAUCAGGGAUUUUUAGGAGCACUUAGUGAACUUUUCACUCCAUCUACAGACCCAGAAGCUGAAAGACAAAGGUCUAAAUUAAUUCAGCAAGAUGUGGAUGCACUUAACACUGAGCUGAUGGAGUCUUCCCUGACAGACCUGUCAAUGCUCAGCUUCUUUGAACAUUUCCAUAUUUCUCCAAUUAAGUUGCAUUUGAGUUUGUCUCUGGCCUCUGGAGGAGAAGCAUCAGAUAAGGGGGAAGACAUGAUAGCCAUCCAUUCCCUGAAUUUGCUGUUGAAAAGCAUUGGAGCCACUCUGACAGAUGUGGAUGAUGUUGUUUUCAAACUCGCUUUCUUUGAAAUUAAAUACCAGUUCUACAAGAGAGAUCAGCUGAUGAAGAGAGUUGUUAGACAUUACAGUGAACAAUUCCUGAAACAGAUGUAUGUCCUUGUGCUUGGAUUAGAUGUUCUUGGAAAUCCAUUUGGCUUAAUCAGAGGCUUGUCUGAGGGAGUGGAAGCUUUCUUUUAUGAGCCAUUCCAGGGUGCUGUUCAAGGCCCUGAAGAAUUUGCUGAAGGCUUUGUGAUUGGUGUUAAGAGUCUCCUUGGCCACACAGUGGGUGGUGCAGCAGGGGUGGUGUCCAGGAUCACUGGCACUGUUGGAAAAGGCCUGGCUGCCAUUACUCUGGAUGAAGAAUUCCAGCAGAAAAGGAGAGAGGAAAUGGGUCGGCAGCCGAAGGACUUUGGGGAGAGCCUGGCCAAGGGAGGAAAAGGCUUGUUACGGGGUGUUGUUGGAGGUGUGACAGGCAUAAUCACUAAACCAGUGGAAGGGGCUAAAAAAGAAGGAGCAGCUGGAUUCUUCAAAGGGAUUGGGAAGGGGCUGGUGGGAGUGGUGGCCCGGCCGACUGGAGGCAUCGUGGACAUGGCCAGCAGCACCUUCCAGGGCAUCCAGAGGGUGGCAGAACCCACUGAAGAAGUGUCCAACCUCCGUCCCCCACGGCUCAUCCGGGAGGACGGCAUCAUCCGGCCCUACAACAGGGUGGAAGCUGAGGGCUAUGAUUUAUUUGAGCAAGAACUGGACUAAUGGAGUAAACAUUUUACAUGUUUCUUCUCUAUUUCUGUCAUGGUCUUUUAUCUGCCUUAAAUAUUUAGAUUAAGGGCAUGAUUGCAUUUAACAUGUCCUCUCCCCUUCAUCCAUAUCUUUUCUGUGUAGCAGUUGAAUAAAACAGUGUUUCAUAUUGUCCAGGCUAAGAAAACAAACUUGAAUGACCAUCUUUAGUAAGAUUAGAUGAGUGAAGAAGAUGGGAGAAACGGGGAGAGUUUGUUUCCCGUAUAUUUGUUUUUCUAAGGAUGCUUAGCUCCUUAUGAAUGGCAACAACAGAAGGCACUUGGGAAAAAAACUAUGGUAGGUUAGAUCCUGAGUUCAUUUAUUUAUUUAUUAGCAUUCUGGUAGAGCCAGGGCUGUGGAAUGAGGCAGAAAGCAACAUUUUGUGCAAAAUGUAAAAUAGUGACGUCGAAUGGAAUUGACUUCUGUGAAAGUGCUUCUGAUUCCAUGAUCUAGAAAUACUGUUUGCAUUUAAAUGCUGAGAAAACUUGUACCUGUGGUUUCUGUGCUAUGCUGUGGGCCUGUCAGCUUUACAUCCUAUCACCCACUAGGCCUUCAAAUUAUUAUUGCUACUUCUUUAUGAACAUUUCUCAAUUAAAACAUGCAGCAGCUUAGUGGACUCUGGAUUUCAUUCAUGGAAUCUUUUGGGGAUUUGCUAUUCACUAUUAUUCAAUAAUUUCAUAAUUUCAGCUGUUAACAUGAACUUUAACGCACACAAACGCAUAGAUAUAUUUUAAAAAAUAAAUAUAUAUCUGUAUAUCUAUUUCUAAAUUAAGUGGUGCCAUAAAUUUUGUUACUAAUACAGCAUCUUAGAAAUGAGCAAGCCAAGCUUAACAAGUUGUCAGAGCAAAUUUUUUGCCUGUCAGAUGGGAAAAAAUGUUGAACAGAAACAUCUCUGCCGCCAAUGCCUUUUUUAGUAUUUAGUGGUCAAUUCAAAAUUGUUUAAAAAAGCAUUUAGUGAUUUUUUUUUUUUCUUUUUAAACUGAUUAAGUGUGAUUAAGUUGUAAUAUACUGAGCAGGUCACAUUUUGUCUUCUUGAGUUUUUUUUAUUUUUUUCACUAUAUUUUUUACAUCUAGAAAAAAAGGAAAAGGUGGCACAAUGAACACUGAAAACUGGAUAUUAUGCAGUUCUUGCACAUCUGGUAUUUAUAUUUUUCUUAGAUCUAAAUGGUGCAGAUUGGAAUUGUAUACUAACCAGGAAACUAACUCUGUAUAGUUCACUAGAUAUAGUUUGUUUCUUUCAGGAAGUCACUUAGUUGAAUACAGGGAGUUUUUUUAAUCAAUUAUUUUAAUUAUUUAAAUUAUUAAAUUAUUUUAAUUGGUUAUUAUACUAGAGGUGAGUGUUGGGAAGGUUUUUUUUUCUAAUGUAAAUUAGAAGCAAGAGGGGACAGUGUCUUCAUAGGAAAUAGGGUAUUUAACAGAAAAAUGGGUCAGAGAGUCAGUUUUAUGUGCAUUUACGAGUUUAAUCACAAUAGGUACAAGUGCUGUUUAUUUUUGGAUGCAGUUUUGAUCCCAUGUAACAAGUAGUUUAACCAGAAUCCCCACCCUCUCAUCUAUUUUAACUACAUCUAACGCAUAUGUCCCUUUAAAAUAAACAUGUGCUUCCAAGGCUGAAACUUUGCAAGGUUACCUGAAGCAGUGGAUGCCUCAAUCCAGUGCUUGGAUGAAAAAAAUGUGUAAUUUAAAUAGUUGUGUGUGAAAUACAGACACUGGUAGGCAUUAGAGCUCGUCUUGGGAGGAGCUUCUUAAAAGACAAGUUACUUUUUUCCACUGGUAAGUGGGUUUUAAGGUGCAGAAUGAGGACAGGAUCCAGAUGGAGUAGAUUGGUAAAGUUGUUUCCACAGCUCCUUUUCCCGGGAGUGCUGAUCUGAUGGAUGUGGGCUGUGGAGGGAUGUGCUCAGCCCAUGCAGGACCUGGCAGGUCACACUGGACACCCUGCGGGCUCGUGCAGAGGGACCGGGCAGGACGCUGUGUUUGGUUAAACAUGGAUGCACAGCAGAGCUGCAGAACUCACAGGACAAACAGGGCAGCUCUAGAACUGUUCUCCAGUUCUCCUGAGCUUUAAUCCCUGUGUGAGGAGUGUUUGCAGCUGAGGGGAUGUGCUGGAAGGGGUGACAGGGCCUUUGUCCUGGUGGGCUUUGCCGUGCUGCGGGAGGAGGCUGCGCUCCCCAGCUCUGCAGGGCUGACACGGUGCACUCAUCCAUUAUUCACUGCCUGUGGCAGGACUUAGUUUCAUUUCCCAGUUAAAGCUUUAUAAAGAAUGUAGAACACCUCAUGAAUAAUUGAGGCAGGGUGGUGAGGCUGUUGUGUGGCAGAGAGCGAGCACAGCCUAUGCAGGGAGCUGCAGAUUCUAUUUCUGGUUGCCUCCCUGUUCUGCUGGGGAAAUCUGCACUGGUUCUUUCACUGCCAUGGAAAAUAAGAAUGACUUAACUUCUUCAAAGUGCUCUGGUGUGCUCAUAAAAAGAACAGCUUUUGAGAAAGAUGUCUGAAUUUUAAGAGUGUGCAGAUCCUGGAGUGAUUUCCAUCAAGUGCAGCCCCCUUUUUCCAUAAUGGCCCCACCACUGUGCUGGCAUCUAUCAGGUGGAUUGGGAAUAGCUCUGGGAAAUACUGCAUCUUGCAGGCACAGCCCCCAGAGGGAACUCUUCCUUUAGUAACAUAUUGCAUGGAAAAUCUAAAAAUACUACCGGGAUUGGUUCUGAAGUGAUGAGAAACAGGCUUUCUCUCCAAAGCUUUGAGCCUGAAUAGAGAAACAUGCUUAUGAAUAAAUCUGUUUAAAUAUGUGGCAUGUCUAAUUUCUUCAUGUUCAACAAAAGGGUUUAGAAUAUAGAUUGCAGCCUUUGAGUUCCAGUCUUCAUAUGCUGGUGGGUUUUCUAUUUCUUAAAUUUUUCGCUUGUUUUUGAAACAACUGUGGUUCAGGUGUAAAAUGGGAGUUCAUAUUUUCGUUUUAGUAAUGUCCUGCCAUCUUUGUUCUAAUGUUUUGAAGCCACUUUGAGAUAAGGAGUCUUGCUGGCAUAUUUUUGUCCCUUUCAUGUACAUUGUACAGUUUCAGAAAUUUUUAAGAUGGUCAGAAAGGGAUAUUUUUUUAUAGAAGGUGUCAACCCUAUGGUUUUGAUUGCUGAAAAAUGCUGUAUUAAAAUGUAUUUCAAAAUUUCAUAUCACUAGAGAGCUAGUCCAGCAAAAAGCUGUGCUGUUGAUCUCAGUCUUGAAUAUUCAUUCACUUUUGGUCUUAAAGGAUUUUUGGAUCGUUUGUGAUACAUGAUGAUACUUUAAGACAUUUGUUGAACUUGUAAAUAUAUGAAAAUAAAAUGCAGAUAUAAA